Vitis vinifera (wine grape) is the source of this 3385-nucleotide messenger RNA. RefSeq names its product BTB/POZ domain-containing protein FBL11. The coding region runs from base 205 to 3147 and encodes 980 amino acids. Gene Ontology annotation, molecular function: protein binding. Gene Ontology annotation, cellular component: SCF ubiquitin ligase complex. Gene Ontology annotation, biological process: SCF-dependent proteasomal ubiquitin-dependent protein catabolic process. The record is from RefSeq and is a predicted model, not a curated record. Lineage: Eukaryota; Viridiplantae; Streptophyta; Magnoliopsida; Vitales; Vitaceae. The transcript is spliced from 20 exons.
UGCGAAAAGUGAAAUCAUCUGAGUAGAACAACUAACACCAUUUUCAUCAUGAGCCGCUUCCUGUUUGGAGAGGAGCGACACGGGGUGGGAAAAAUAUAACGGUCAUGAGUCCAUUUCAAGAAACGAACCAGUGUGGUUAUCAGCUGCUUGACUAUUUUUCCAUUUUCUUGUAAUGGUGUUGGGUUAAGCAAGAAUCGUCAUUCCAUGGCUUCAAACGAGGAAGGCGAUGUUAUUUUCCUUGUAUGCACAAACCCUAAUUCAAUUGAAGAACCGAUCGCGGAGGACGAGAUUUACAUAUCGACUGCUGAGACCUCUUCCUGGGACUUGCCUACUAUCCUCAGUCAUAGAAUCGUCAAGGUUCAAUCCAAUAGGAACAGGCUCAUCCAACAUUCUUCCUAUUUCCACAGCCUCCUCUGCGGAAACUUUAGAAAAUCGUGCCAUGGCUCUAUUUCGAUCCAGUGGAACUUGGAAGCAUUCAUUAAUAUUCUGAAGUUCAUUUAUGGUUGCCCAUUGGAUGUGACUCCCCAGAAUUUCAUUCCUCUCUAUGAGGGUGCACUAUUUUUUGGAGUGGAUACACUUCUUUUGAAGUGUAAGAUUUGGUUCUCAGAGUUAAUUUCAUCCAAGGGGCCAUUGUCACUUCAAAUACAAUUGGACGAUUUAAUUCAUAUUUGGGACUUUGGUUUAGAGCAUGCAAAUGAUUUUAUUCCGGAACUUUGUACGAUGUAUCUUGCAAGGAACUUUAUGUGGGCGAUGUCCUGUAACUCUUAUGGCAAUUUACCUUACAAUAUGUUGAUUGCUUGCACAAGACAUCCUGAGUUGACAGUAGAUAGUGAGAAGCAUCUUUCUGAUGCCCUUCUAGUUUGGCUAGCUGCUAAUCCAGAAUUGUCUGAAUGCUCAAGCUGCCUGGAAGAUGAUUGUACUGAUGUUCUGAAACAGAUCCGCGUUAACCUUUUGCCAUUGUGGUUUUCUGCAGGGAAAAAAUGGUGCUGCUAUUUCUCUAAGCUUGCAGAUAAGAGCAUUAAUGCGAUUCUUAGUCUAGUCAAACAUCCAUCCACUGGCUUAGUCAUUGACUUAGGAGACGAGGACUUGCUUCAACUCAGGAUUCGAUUAACGAAGUAUACCAAGAAAGUGGACAUCUCAGGUUGUCCACAAAUAACAGUCGAGCUUCUACUUCUAUCUGUGAUUCCUUGUUCCUAUAUUAUGGACUCCAAAUUGAGAAAGAGCAUUGAGCAGUCUUUGAUCAACCUUAAACAUCUUGACCGAAAGCAAUAUGCCAUCUCACCAGGGUUGUUGCCAAUCUUGACUUUUGAAGCAGUACAGGAUGUAGAUAUUUCUAAGUGUUCAAGGCUACAUUUUGAAGCUGCCAUUGAGUGCUUCUGCAAGUCAUUUCCAGCAUUAAGAACGCUGCGGGCAGCUUAUUUAUUGAAUAUCAAGAUGACCAGUUUGCGCCAAUUGGUGAAGUGUUCCCUGCUCUCUGAAGUGGACUUAACCGUUGAUGUUAGCCCAGUUAUACCAAUGCAAGUGUCAAUUAUAUCUUCUAGUCAGACGAUAACACCAAAAAUAUCCACAACAUUUGUUCAGUCAGAGAAUUAUAUUUUGGAUGCUACAUCAUUUUCUCUCUCUGGAUCCUUGCUCUCAAAUAUUACAAAUCUCACGUUGGAGGGUCGAACCGAUGUUAGUGAUUCAGAUCUCCAAGAUAUCUCAGAAUUCUGUGUGUCCUUAUGCUACCUCAACCUUAAAGCAUGUACUUCAGUAACUGAUACUGGCAUGUCAAUUCUUAUACGCAGAUGUAUUAAGCUACAGUCAAUCCUAGUUUGUGAUACCUCUUUUGGGAGGAAUUCGAUUUUGGCUCUUUGCUGCAGUCUUCCUAAUUCUGGUAAUUCUGUUGCUGUGGAUUUUGGAAACAAGCAACAAAAUUCAGUGGCUCUAAAGCUUCAAACACUGCAUAUGGGUGGUUGCAAGGGUGUUGAUGAAACAUCUUUGUUGGAGGUUUUGUCUCAAGUGCAGGUUUUAAGGAGUCUUUGCUUGAGGGAGACUCACCUUGUUGACAAUGCUCUUUGUAGUUUCUCUGGUUCUUCCUUGGAGAUGCUUGAUGUAGAUAAUACCAUGGUUUCUGGGGCUGCUUUAGCUUAUGUUGUCCGUGGAAAUCCUGGCCUGAAGUGUUUGAAAGCUAGGGGCUGUAAAAAUUUGUUUCAACAAGGAAGCAAUGGUAAAGGGGAAGAAUGUUCUUCUUUCUCACAUUCUUGUAAAGAACUGUAUUUGGAGUUGGCCAAGACAUGCAAAUUAGAAGAAUUUUCAUUUGGGUGGGGUUUUUCUCAUUUCUCCCUUGAAGCUUUGGGACCUGCAAUUACAUCACUAAAGAAAAUAAACAUGGGCUUAGGUGCAUCAUUAAGUCAUGAUGCGCUCACAUUACUACCCACAACUUGUCCUUUCCUAGAGUCGGUGAUUCUUUAUUUUCAGGUAAUUACUGAUAGUAUCAUGAUAAACAUCAUGCAAUCCUUGAGAUACUUACAGGUGCUGGUCCUUUGUUACUGUCUUGGUGAUAUAUCUUCUUUGAGCUUCAAAUUCAGUAUGCCAAAUUUGAGGAAAUUAAGGCUGGAAAGGGUGACCCCAUGGAUGACCAAUGAUGAGUUGGCUAUUCUGACUCAGAACUGUGUUAAUCUGGUUGAGCUUUCCUUGUUAGGAUGCAGACUUCUCAAUUCAGAUUCUCAGCAGAUCAUCUCAUGUGGAUGGCCAGGCUUGACUUCUAUCCAUCUAGAGGAGUGUGGAGAAGUAACAGCAGAUGGAGUCAUUUCUCUUUUUGACUGCAAAGCCCUUGAAGACCUUUUGCUGCGUCAUAAUGGCCCUGGAAUCCAGAGAAACUUCAUUCUUGAUGCUGCUUCAAAGAUGCCAAUGCUUCGGAAAGUGUCAUUAGAUUUGUGUGAUGCAAGUGAAGGUGACUUCGAUCUUCCAAAUUAUGCUGACAGGUAUUCCCUGAGCAUUGUGAAAAUAGCUAGAUGCAAGUUUCGUAAAUGCACUUUAGAGCUCCAAAUCCUGGAUGCUACUAGGAGGCCAGUUCACAUGGAGAGGCCAGUUCACAAGGAGACCUUAGUAUUGGUUUGGAGCAGCAAAAAUCUUACUAGAACAGUGGUAAAGGAAAGAAUUUAGCCUUUCAGGGGUUCUCAUCAGGUUGAUUUGCAGGUUUUUGCUCAUUUUGAAUAGGAAAAAGAAGUGAGGAAGGAAAGCGAUGGUACUCAUGGUGCCUCCUGAGAUGGGUGGUGUUUGGGAUUCUCAAAGGUAAAUUUAUGGUAUCUACUUUAUUUCUAUUUAAUCUCAACCGUUGAAUGGUCGAAUGAUUGAGGAAAUGUGCUCAACAAUUUAGCUAAUGAAAGAAAAAAUUUCAAUC